Scutellospora calospora is the source of this 705-nucleotide messenger RNA. NCBI's taxonomy places the organism in Eukaryota, Fungi, Glomeromycota, Glomeromycetes, Diversisporales, Gigasporaceae. The record is from the annotation of a GenBank genome assembly.
ACAAAUUGCAUUUAUCUGCAUCUGAUGAUAAUGAACUUGCACAUUUGUUGGCUGAUCGAGCCAAAAAUCCAGAUGGAGGCUUCUUGUGGCACCUUUAUAACCAAUUUCAUAUUACUCAACUCGGUAAUCGAAAUGGAAAAGGAAUGUUUGAUCAGUUGCAGGAGAUGGUUAAUCAAUAUAAUGAGUCAAAUAACGGAAAGGCAAUUCUUCAAAUAUAUAACUCAACAACAAGCACACCUUUUAUUCUUUGUAUUGUUACGAGUUUGAUAGCAAGAGUACAUGAAAAAAUUCGCCAAGCUGGUGAACUUUGUUAUCUCGAUGCAUCUGCUGCAUUCGAUCCACUUAAUACCUCUAUUAGCCUCCUUUAUACAAGUUGUAUGGUUGGUGCUUUGCCCUUAGGAAUAUUUUUAACAUCGGAUGAAGCUGAAGUUACGAUUGAAAAUGCUAUUAAUUUACUUAAAACAAUUUUACCUGCCAAUGCAUUUUAUGGGCGUGGGCCAGAAAUUGGUCCUAAAGUCAUAAUUACUGACUAUUCCAAUGCUGAGCGUAAUGCUCUGCAGAUUUGUUGGCCAACAUAUGAUCGUAUUCCAAUUAUGAAUUCCUUAAAAACCGUUCUGUAUGCACCUACUAUUCCUAAAAUGGAUGAGGAAUUUACUAAAUUUAAGGAACUAUAUUUUACUAAAUAUAGACAACUUGAGUCACACU